Molecule: messenger RNA, 2783 nt
Organism: Empidonax traillii (willow flycatcher)
Lineage: Eukaryota; Metazoa; Chordata; Aves; Passeriformes; Tyrannidae
Product: fer-1-like protein 6
Exons: 18
Biological process (GO): plasma membrane organization
Source: RefSeq, a predicted model, not a curated record
GGUAUGACCAAAUCUAUCCGACGGUCAACAAAGAGGAGAAAAAGAACAAUUGCAGAUGAAUCCGCUGAAAAUGUUAUUGACUGGUGGUCAAAAUACUACGCUUCUGUGCUCAAAAUGCAAAAGACUUCUGAUCACAUAGCAUUGAUCAUAGAGGAUGAGCCAGACAAAAAGAAGAAGGAUAAGACAUUGAAAAGGAAACAGAAGGAAACUCCAAACUUAGCAACACUGCAGUCAUCCCAGCCUGCUGAGUUAUUCCACGAAGAACCAUUUUUAGCUGAUCACAUCUACAUAGAUGUGGAGCAGGGUAAAAGUACAGUGGUAGAGCCAGACCCAUCUCUGAGAGCACUUCCUGCCACUGAACCAGAGCACUCUGCCUCUGAGACAGUGAAAGAGAAGAAAAAGAAGGGUAUGACAAAAUCUAUCCGACGGUCAACAAAGAGGAGAAAAAGAACAAUUGCAGAUGAAUCCGCUGAAAAUGUUAUUGACUGGUGGUCAAAAUACUACGCUUCUGUGCUCAAAAUGCAAAAGGCAAAAGGGAUUUUUUCCAGUGAAGGAAAACUUGAAGACAAUAAACAGACUUCUGAUCACAUAGCAUUGAUCAUAGAGGAUGAGCCAGACAAAAAGAAGAAGGAUAAGACAUUGAAAAGGAAACAGAAGGAAACUCCAAACCUAGCAACACUGCAGAUUUAUGAAGGAGAUUUGGAGAGUGAAUUUAAUAACUUUGAGGACUGGGUGAAAACUUUCCAGCUUUUUAGAGGAAAAUCUAAUGACGAAGUUCAUGCUGAUGCUGAAGACAGAAUAAUAGGAAAAUUUAAGGGCUCCUUCUGCAUAUACCCGAGUCCUGAGGAUGGCAGCUUGCUGGACGGAGGGCAGCCCCGCAUCCUGCAAGGGAUACCACCAAACCACUCUGUCAAAGUACUCAUCAGGGUUUACAUUGUGGCAGCAUUUAACCUCAGCCCAGCUGAUCCAGAUGGCAAGUCAGAUCCCUACAUUGUGCUGAGACUGGGCAACACAGAAAUUAAAGACAGAGAAAACUACAUCCCCAAGCAGCUAAACCCUGUAUUUGGAAGAUCAUUUGAAAUUCAAGCUACAUUCCCCAAGGAUUCCUUGCUCAGAGUCCUGAUCUAUGACCAUGAUUUCGUGGGGACUGAUGAUCUCAUUGGAGAGACUAAAAUUGAUUUGGAGAAUCGUUUCUACAGCAGGCAUCGAGCUACCUGUGGGUUACAGAGUCAAUAUGAAAUAGAAGGGUACAAUGCAUGGCGAGAUGCAACCAAGCCAAGUGAGAUCCUCACUAAGCUCUGCAAGGACUACAAAAUCAAUGGACCCUUCAUGAGGCCGGGGGAGAUACAAGUAGGAACAAAAGUCUUUAAGGGACAGACAGUCUUCACAGAAGAUGAGAAUGAGGAGCCAGUUGAAUCGUAUGAACAUCUCUCCUUAAAGGUUUUACGUGCUUGGGAGGAAAUCCCUGGAGCUGGAUACAAACUGGUCCCAGAGCACAUUGAGACUCGGCCUCUCUACCAUAAGGAUAAGCCAGGCAUGGAACAGGGCCGUGUACAGAUGUGGGUCGACAUGUUUCCUAAUGAUAUGCCUCUGCCAGGCCCCCCAGUGGACAUUUCACCAAGAAAACCCAAAGGCUAUGAACUGAGAGUAAUUAUCUGGAAUACAGAAGAUGUAAUUCUAGAAGAUGAAAAUAUCUUUACAGGGCAAAAAUCAAGUGAUAUCUAUGUAAAAGGGUGGAUAAAGGGACUGGAAGAGGACAAACAGGAGACAGACGUACAUUACAAUUCCUUGACAGGAGAGGGCAACUUCAACUGGCGCUUUGUGUUCCCGUUCCACUAUCUCCCAGCAGAGAAACAAAUCGUGGUUAGUAAAAGAGAAAACAUAUUUUCCUUGGAAAAGACAGAACGCAAAAUACCUGCAGAGCUGGUACUUCAGGUGUGGGAUUUCGAAAGGCUCUCUUCAGAUGAUUUCUUGGGCACUCUUGAAUUGGACCUGAACGGGUUCCCUCCGGCAGUAAAGACAGCCAAAAGCUGUGACUUAGGAACAGUUUUGGCAGCAAGUGAAGAGAACAAGAUCUCCAUAUUUCAGCAGAAGCGUGUCAGAGGCUGGUGGCCUUUCAUCAAGGCUGGGGAGCUCACGGGCAAGGUGGAAGCUGAGUUUCACUUAGUCACAGCAGAAGAAGCUGAGAAGAAUCCAGUGGGAAAAGCUCGAAAGGAGCCUGAGCCCUUGGAAAAACCCAACCGACCAGACACAUCCUUCUCUUGGUUUGUAAAUCCUUUCAAGUGUUUGUAUCACCUGAUCUGGAAAAAUUACAAGAAGUACAUCAUCAUCGGCAUAAUUCUUCUUAUUCUUGUCAUCUUCCUGGUGCUCUUCAUCUACACACUGCCAGGUGCAAUCAGUGAAAGGAUAGUUCUGGGAUAAAUGUAAGUUAUGUCUCUCAUUGUAAUCAAUCAUAUACGAAGACUUCAGCUAAAAAUAAAACUCAGGCAAAAAGAAUUAACCUGAAACACACCUCAUUCCUUGUAAAAAGAAAAAUAACUAUUUGCUUCAGAAACUGGACAUCUCAGAAUAUUUUAAUGUCCUUUUUAAAUGCUCAUUCAGACCCAGCCUUUAUGUACAUUAUCAUUAACCUACUGGUGCAGCUUUAUUGACAUUGAUAUUGAAAGUGUCAUUAUGUAGCUAAAAGUGAGUUUGAAAGUAAAUUCCUCAGUGCUAUGCAGAAACUGAUUUGUCAGUCACGUAUUUAUUUUUAUGGACAAAUAAUUAAAUAUUGAGAGCAAAAU